AUGCAUCCCGGUCACAGUUUCAGUAAAGCCGAAAAAGAAAUAUUUUUCAAAGUUAUAACGACCGUCGAGUCAGAGAAACAUGGCGUGCCGUCAGGCUAUCUGUACAAUACAACCGAACGUUUACAAAACAUGCUCGGGAUCUCUCAUGGAGCACUCUACAGAUUGAAAAAUGAAAUGCACAAUUUACAAUUACAAGCAACGGCUCACCAACAUCAGUACAGGUCAGCGUUAUGA
Molecule: messenger RNA, 234 nt
Organism: Didymodactylos carnosus
Lineage: Eukaryota; Metazoa; Rotifera; Eurotatoria; Philodinida; Philodinidae
Source: the annotation of a GenBank genome assembly